This is a messenger RNA of Orussus abietinus, 2120 nucleotides long. It is a transcript of the gene Nufip, whose product is annotated as nuclear fragile X mental retardation-interacting protein 1. Gene Ontology annotation, cellular component: nucleus. Bases 207 to 2051 code for a protein of 614 amino acids. Gene Ontology annotation, molecular function: RNA binding. Lineage: Eukaryota; Metazoa; Arthropoda; Insecta; Hymenoptera; Orussidae. The record is from RefSeq and is a predicted model, not a curated record. Gene Ontology annotation, biological process: box C/D snoRNP assembly. The transcript is spliced from 6 exons.
AAAACGUCCACGGCGUGCUGGCCGAUAUAAAUGCAAACGGGUGCGGAGAUUCGCGCGGUACCGACGCUGUUUAUUCGAUGUUAAAGUUUUCCUCGGAGAAUCUGCGAGUCCUUAAAGAGGAGACGUAAGGAAAGUAGAAAGAGAAACCGCUCGAGGCCGAAGAACAGAACGCUACGAGAAUUAAAACUCCGAAGAGGACGUAAGUGAUGAGCCCACUGAACAAGGGUCCGGUUUUGGGCUCGGGGAUGCCCAUGGGGGCCAUGCGACUCCCAUAUCCACGAUUUGGCGCGAGACCCCCGCCUCCAGGAAUACACCCGAGAAUGCCGCCACACGUCGCGGUGACGUUCGGCCCACCAAGCAUGAGAAUGUCUCCCCCGAGGCCUGGUGGCCCUUCGUGGUCUGGUGGCCCUCCGAGGCCUGGUGGCCCUCCGUGGUCUGGUGGCCCUCCGAGGCCUGGAGGUCCACCUCCUCCGUUCAGGGCCAGAAGCCGUGGCAUCCCUCCACUGGUUCCACCGAUGAUGGACGUCAGGCCGAUGGGCCCACGGGGAGUGCUCGUCAGGCCGAUCAGGCCUGGCAUGAGGGCCAUGGUCGUUCCCCCGCAUAAUCUCCCCAGGGCGAGGCCAAGGUUCCCUCCGGCCAAUGCUAGUCCCAAAGCCAAGAAUGCCAACAAGGCAGCGAUCGUGAACAAGCUCAAGGACCUGGAACUGAAGAAGCCCUGGAUGACCGAUGAGAUACGAAAUGAGAUCCAGAAGAAGAAUAAACUCUAUGCCAAGGCCAAAAAGAACAAGGAUGCUAAAGAGUGGGAGGAAUUCAAAGAUUUGCGCAAUAAAGUGACGAGGAUGAUAAGGGAUGCAAAGAAUGAGUAUCUCGCAAAACACCCUGAACAGGCUAACCAGUAUCAGGAUGACGAGAAUACGUAUUACUCGGAGGAAGACAUGGACAGUGCCUCCGAAGAGGAAACCCCUCUAUACUGUGAGGUCUGCGAUCGAGACUUUCCUACACAGAAUUUAUUGGAACGGCACAAAUCAACACACAAGAUCUGUGGAAUCGAUGGCUGCACAUUUUCUGCUCACCCUAAAUUAGUGGAAAAGCAUAUAACAAUGCAACAUUGUACGGGACUCUACGAUAAAAUCAAGCACUUGAAUACACCGGAGGAUAUUGAAAAAUGGAUCGCCGAAAGAAAAAGGAAAUAUCCCACUACAGCUAAUAUAGAAUUAACAAAGAGUGCACAAGCCGAGAAGGUACAGCGAGGGGAGGUUGUGGAACGGAACAGCUCGAUGAAGCGACAGAGGCUAAGAAAAGGUUUUAAUAAAAAUAAGAAGAAAAGUAAUCCAAGGACAGAGAAAAGUAUUCAGAGUGACGAACCAAAUGAAGCAGUUCAACUUUAUAGGGGUUUGCAAGAAUUCGCAGGAACUACUAGUUUAGCUGAACUUGAGGAAGUCAAUAUAAGCGAAGGUCCUCCACCAGUUGAGGAGGAAACAAGAGUUGUAAGCAAUGAGGAUAGUAUAAACGAUACACACAAGGACAUGAUCUCUGACGAGGAAGAAGAAUCGAGUAAACCUGUUGAACCUGUUGCUAGUAAAAACAAAAAUAUUUCCUUUCUACCGAGUUUGGUGGCAGAUUAUGGAAGUGACUCGGAAGAGGAUCAACCAGAAGAGAUACCCAUUGAGAGAGAGAAACCAGAAGAGAUGUCCAUCGAAAGGGUGAAACCAGAAGAGAAGCCCAUCGAGAGGAUAAAACCAGAAGAAAUAAGUGUCAAGACUGACACGUGUAAAGAGAAUAAAUCACCGAGUCCUGAGAAAACCUCUAAUAACAAGAUUGAUGAAGAGAGCGGUAAGACAGGGAAACGUUUGCCAUAUGGAAAGAAAAGGGGAAGAGAAUUGGAUCGGAACACCCUAGAAAAUAAGUCUGAUCAUAAUUUGAAGAAGAGAAACAUAAAGGGCAACUAUUCCCAUCUACUGAGGAGUUUGCUAUCCCGUUCGAUACAACACGAGAGGAAUCAGAUUUAUCAGUGUAUAAAAUACAUUGCAGACAAUAACUUCUUCGACUGACUCCCUAAAAGAAGCUAUCGAAGCACCAUGUAAUAUAAUGCCAUUAUUAUUAAACGUAGCAAAGAACAA